GGCAGGUAUAGCAGGCCACGCCCCUUACAUCCACUGGUGGCAUGAGAAACUCCGCAUACGCGGGGGCUUUGUGGGUCAGUACUCCUACCGGCUCUGUCGAUGGGAUGGCACAAUGCGUUUUGAACAGAGAGCGGGCAGGAAACUUGUGGCUGAUAUCGUACCACCCACCGGACGUCCAGACUCGCAGGCCUGGGAAAGGAUCGGAAUGCUCGGAGGGCGAAAAGGGUGAGGUUUCAACACCUGAGGAGGGAUGAAGCACAGGAUGGCGGUUCUCCUUGGAUAUAGGUACUCCGUAUAUACCAUUGCCUCUGUACCUAAGACGAACUCAAAGGUAAGCAUGCACUACACCCAC
Messenger RNA from Amorphotheca resinae ATCC 22711, 352 nucleotides. RefSeq lists its product as hypothetical. The transcript has a single exon. NCBI's taxonomy places the organism in Eukaryota, Fungi, Ascomycota, Leotiomycetes, Helotiales, Amorphothecaceae. Bases 42 to 254 code for a protein of 70 amino acids. The record is from RefSeq and is a predicted model, not a curated record.